AACUGGGUCCUAUUCAAUUCACAAUGAAUUAAUGGUCUCUGCUGGAAUAUGCAUUACCAAACAUAUUACGCAGGCGAAUGAUGAGUUUCACACCUCGCAACAUAUUAAACAGUAUCUAGCGAUUCGAUGAAAGAAAAGACGCACAAAAGAAAUGGGCACUGGACGGCAAUUUGCAACAAUUUCAGUAAACUCAACCCCGCGAAAUCCAGGUUAUUGCGCCCUGUUCGUUGUACUUACAUUGGUUUUUAUCCAGCAGUGCGCAACGUUUAACUUGGAAACGGAAAACCGCGUCGUCUACACUGGACCUAAGGACAGUUUUUUCGGUUAUUCGGUGGAUGUUUUCUACAAUAAUUCGUCUAGUGUCAGCAUUCUGAUUGGUGCUCCCAAAGCUAACACCAGCCAACCGAAUGUCAACGAAGGUGGAUCUGUGUACUUAUGUCCCUGGAGCCAGGGCCAAUCGAAUUGCAGUGUUGUCCACUUUGACAAUGAAGGAGAUCGCCGUUUCCAUGUCAACGACGUCGACGUCCAGGUGGAGUUCAAGUCCCAUCAGUGGUUUGGGGCGACAGUGCGUUCCCAUGGCAACACUGUCCUGGCUUGUGCCCCGAGGUAUUACUGGAGAACGGAACACGACGCCCCCUUCUCUGACGUCACAGGAACUUGCUACCUCUCCGUGGACAACCUCAAGACAUUUGUGGAGUACGCCCCCUGUCGCACAGAGAGACAUGGUCCUGCCGGACAGGGCUACUGUCAGGGCGGGUUCAGUGCUGACUUCACCAAGGAUGGGAAGAUUGUUCUUGGAGGACCAGGAAGCUUUUACUGGCAAGGUCAGCUGAUCUUAGCCACCACAAAGGAAAUAGUCAAGGCCUACUACCCUUCCUACUUCCUGCUCUCUGUUACCGGGCAGAUCCAGACCCAUCAGGUGCAGGGGAGCUAUGAUGACAGUUACCUGGGUUACUCUGUGGCCGGUGGGGAGUUCAGUGGAGAUAAUAUCGAAGAUUUCGUCACGGGAGUCCCCAAGGGACUCAUGUUGUAUGGUUUAGUGUCCAUACUCAAUGGAACAGACCUGAAAUCUAUGCUGAACCUAACCGGAGAACAGAUGGGGUCCUAUUUCGGCUACGCAGUGGCAGCCACGGACAUCAACAACGACGGGAUGGAAGACCUUGUGGUGGGAGCUCCCAUGUUCAUGCAGAGGGGUUCCGACGGACUGCGUUGGGAGGAGGUGGGCCGUGUCUAUGUGUACCUGCAGCGGCGACCCUUGCUGUUUGAACCCAGGCUGCCCCACCUGGGGGGGACCCAGGCCUUCGGGAGGUUUGGCAGCUCGCUGGCCCCACUGGGAGAUCUCAACCAGGAUGGCUUCAACGAUAUUGCCAUCGGCUGUCCCUUUGGAGGAGACGACCAACAGGGAUUGGUCCUCAUCUAUAAUGGACAUGCCAGUGGACUGAUGGACAUGCCCACUCAGACUCUAGCUGGCCAAUGGGCCUCUGGCACCUUCCCCGCCAGUUUUGGCUACGCCCUCCGCGGAAAUAAAGAUCUGGAUCAUAAUGGCUACCCAGAUCUCAUCGUAGGUGCUUUUGGGGUUGACAAGGCUGUUCUGUACAGGGCGCGGCCUAUUGUCAAUGCCAGUGCCUCUCUUAUGCUGCAACCUACCAUGAUCAAUCCAGAGGAGAAGAGUUGUACGGUGUCCAAUGGGAAUGAGACAAUCUCUGUGUCCUGUGUCAACCUCAGUUUCUGCCUCUCGGCCAAUGGGAAGCACCUCCCUGCUGAUCUAGGUUUUGUGGUGGAGGUACAGUUGGACCAUCUGAAGCAGACCCAGAAGGAGUCGUCAGUGAGGAGAACUCUGUUCCUGGAUAGCCAACAGCCCAGCCUACGGAAGACCAUCACCAUGGCCAAUGGAGGACGAACGUGUCACGACACCCGCAUCUACCUGCGAAGUGAAGGGGAGUUUAGGGAUAAACUUUCCCCCAUUUACGUCACACUCAACUUUAGCCUGGACCCUCUCGCUUCUCUGGAUCUCCAUGGCCUGAGACCCAUUCUAAAACAACAGACAACACACCUUAUAGAGCAGAAGGCCCAGAUUCAGCUGGACUGUGGUGAGGACAACAUCUGUGUCCCUGAUCUCAAACUGGCUGUUUAUGGCGAUAGGACGGAGGUGUAUCUGGGUGACGAUAACUCCCUGACCCUGACUUUCAAUGCCAGGAACGAGGGAGAGGGCGGGGCCUACGAGGCAGAGCUUUACAUGGUGCUUCCCCCAGAGGCUGACUACAGUGGUAUAGCCCGCAACAAUGCGAGUCUGACUCAGCUAACCUGUAGCUACGAGGCAGAGAAUCAGACCCGCUCUCUGGUCUGUGACCUGGGCAACCCUAUGAAGUCUGGCACAAGUUUGUGGGCAGGCCUCCGCUUCACUGUGCCCCGACUGAAGGACACUUACAAUACGGUGCAGUUUGAGCUCCAGAUGCGCAGUAAAAAUGAGAAUAGCUCCCAGAGCGAUGUUGAGCUCUAUGAUCUUGAGGUGGCUGUGGUAGCUGAUGUUAUCCUACAGGGCGUUUCUCGUCCGGACAAGCUCCUCUUCCCUCCCCCAAACUGGAGGGUGAGCCACAGCCUCCAAGAGGAGCAGGACAUUGGGUCUGAGAUCCAGCAUGUCUACGAGUUGGUGAACAACGGGCCCAGUAUGAUCAGUCAGUCGGUGCUGGAGCUGCGAUGCCCUCUGAGAGCUCAGGGUCACGAUCUUCUGUACCCUGUGGAGAUCAUCACUCAGGGACCACUCAACUGCAGCUCCAACCACACCCUCAAUGCACUGAAACUCAAGCUCCAGCCUCCUACAACAGAACAGCCUCCCUCCUCACAGACGGUCAGCCCUGAACACCACAUCCAGAGGAGAGAGGUCUACAGGGAUCCUCUGGCCAAACAAAGCAACUUGUCAUGCUCUACGGUGGAGUGCUGGAGGCUGCACUGCCAUGUGGGGUUACUGGAGAGAGGAAGCAGUGUCAUUCUGACAGUCCGCUCACGCAUCUGGGCUGAGACCUUCAUCGAGAGGGCAUACAAGCAGUAUGUGCUGGAGUGUUCUGCCCAGUACAGAGUCACGAACAUGCCCUAUGCCAUCGCUCCCAAACUCAAACCCAGUGGAUCCACAAAGGUCCUGACUCCAGUGAUGUGGAACAAGCCGGAGAGCCAGUACAUUGUACCCCUGUGGAUUAUCAUUCUGGCCAUACUGGCUGGACUGCUGCUGCUCGCCCUGCUCAUAUAUAUACUAUACAAGAUGGGCUUCUUCAAAAGAUCCAAUCCCUAUGGUACAGCCAUGGAGAAAGCUCAACUCAAACCCCAGGCUUCUUCUGAGGCCUAAAUGGUGGACCAUCCCAGACGUCGUUUCGAAAACUGGAAAGUCAUUGCGUUGGCCUGAACUUGUAUCUCCAAAUGAACUACAGAAUACUCAUGCAUGAAGGGCAGUCUUCAACUAAUAUCAGUAGGAUGAGUACUACUUGGACCUCACUGGUAUUCAGCCUGGUACUACACACUGAAAUGCUCAAGCAGGCAAACACAUAAUGAGAUGUCUGGCUCAAACUACAACAGAGCUAUCCUGGCACAGUUGAAUGGACAAUAAUGUCUUUAAAAUGCUGCUUUUUGCUUUGGGAAAAUCUCCAUCAAAGUAGCAACACUGGAUGGGGCAAUGGAGCAUUCAUUCAAUUGUUUUAUUCACCAAAUACAUCUUUACCUAAAUCAAAUCAAAGUUUAUUGGUCAUGUACACAGUUUGGCAGAUGUUAUAGUGGGUGCAGCGAAAUGCUUGUGUGACUAGCUCCUAACAGUGCAGCAAAAAUUUCAAACAAGUACAAUUAGUUUUCUUUUAUUAACUUGAAACAAGAAAUCACGAAUGGCAGAAUGAAUCCAGUUAAUAACCCAAAUAACACUAUGGAUCAGUAAUCCAAAUGGAAUCUAUGCGUAUACACACAACUAUAUACUUAAGAACAAUGGAGGAAAAAGAACACAUAGUCAUACUUGAGUAAAAGUAAAGAUACUGUACCUUAAUAGAAAAUGACUCUAGUAAAAGUCACCCAAUUAAAUGCUAUUUGAGUAAAAGUCAAAAAUAUUUGGUUUCACACUCCUUAUUAAGCAAACCAUUAAGCAAACCAGACGCCACGAUUUUCUAGUUUAUUUAAGGAUAGGCAGGGGCACACUCCAACACUUAGACAAUCAUUUACAAACAAAGCAUUUUUUUUUUUGUGAGUCGGCCAGAUCAGAGGCAGUAUGGAUGACCAGGGAUUUUCUCUUGAUAAGUGUGUGAAUUGGACCAUUUUCCUGUCCUGCUAAGCAUUUGAAAUGUAACAAGUACUAUUGGGUGUCAGGAAAAAUGUAUGGCCUAAAAAGUACAUUUAUUUUCUUUCGGAAUGUAGUGGAGUAAAGGUAAAAGUUGUCAAAAAUGUAAAUAGUAAAGAAAAGUACAGAUACCCCAAAAACUACUUAAGCAAUCAUUUAAAGUAUGUUUUACUUAAGUACUUUACACAACUGCUUAAGAAUUAUAUGUACAGCGGUAGACAUUUGACCUACCUACCGGUAAAUGAGGAGAGAAUGUUGAAGAAAGUGUGUUAUUGAAGGGAAUCAGUGUGCAGCACAACGGUAACGGCCAAAGACCUCCAAAUGCUAGGAGCAGAAAAUAACACAGGGUAUCAGUCAAGGUAAAUGUUUUCCUAAUGUCACAAAACUCCCUCUAUCCUCCCGACGUAUGGAUGGACCACACAUUGAAAGAGAGUUUGCUACUCCGGUGUUGCCUUACUUUGGCUCAAACAGGCCAUGCCUGACCCUGAUGGCAAGCUUACGGUGGCCCACCAUCAACAAAGUCGGCGGUAGCUGACAAUGCUAACAGUUUCAUGUUGACCGUCAGUUGGUCAUUGCGUUGCUGGGCUGCUGGCGAUAUACCACCAUAUCUGUCAAAACGGGUGCAAUAUCAGCUUGCCGACAGUGGUGUGCUGCCUCAUAGCCACCAGUUGUCCAAUAAAAGCUUGUUGGCUGGAGAGUCUUUGAUGUUGUUGAGAAAAUGAAAAUGGCCCUGUUGCUGAUAUAUAUAUAUAUAUAUAUAUAUAUAUAUUACAUUUGUCAUGCACUUCCUGAUGCAUUAUGUUACUGUGCAACUUGACCAUAUUUGUAAAUACACUGCUAGAGCUUUUUUAGAUACUUAUUACAGUUGAAUGAUAGAUAUAACCUCACAUCCACUAACCACUAUUUUAUAACCCAUUUUUUUGUGCAUUUAUCAAAAGGAACUUGGUCAUACUUAAGGAAAUGUUUUGUUAGUUUUUUUGGGGGGGUGUAAGUUUCAAAGUUGUACACUUAUAAUUUUAUGAAGACUAUGUAAAAUGCAGUGGAAAUAUGUUUUUUUGUAAAACUAUUCUCUCCCAUAUUGGGAGUUGUCAUAUCUUUUUCAUAAGUUGACUCAAAAUAAAUGUACCAUUUCAUAUAACCUUA
Oncorhynchus nerka (sockeye salmon) is the source of this 5452-nucleotide messenger RNA. RefSeq names its product integrin alpha-5-like. The transcript has 30 exons. Gene Ontology annotation, cellular component: external side of plasma membrane; integrin complex. The record is from RefSeq and is a predicted model, not a curated record. Gene Ontology annotation, biological process: cell-matrix adhesion; angiogenesis; cell adhesion mediated by integrin. NCBI's taxonomy places the organism in Eukaryota, Metazoa, Chordata, Actinopteri, Salmoniformes, Salmonidae. Bases 152 to 3340 code for a protein of 1062 amino acids. Gene Ontology annotation, molecular function: integrin binding.